ACUUCUUUUUUUUUAGAUUUGUUUUUUUGGAAAAAAAAAUAUUUUCAGAAAAGAAACAAUUAUUUGGAUCAUGCAACCAUCGUACAAUCGUUCAAGUCCAUCGUGUCUUCAAACUCGUACGACGUCAAGUUCAACUUUGCUGCAUCAUCAUCAUCAGCCUCAAUCUUUUUAUGGACCAGUUACGCUGCAACCAUUUACAGCUGUUUUGCAUCCCACUUGUAUUUAUUCUACUCAAAGAAAUACUGGUCCGAGUGCAGCACACAUGACACCACAAGGUAGCCAAUUAUGCGAAUGGCAAACGAAGAACAAAACCCAGGCAGUGAAUUUGCGAAAUCAACGAAAAAUUUUUUACUCAACAAAACCAUUUGAUCAACAGCAAAUAAAUCCUCAACUUCCAACUGUUCAAUCGCCAUAUCUUCUCAGCGCAUCAAAUUUCUGUCAUGGACCAUAUUCGACAGAUCAGAAUAAUUCAGGACUCACUGUAUUAUCGCAACCUUAUUUUAAACCUCCUGAUGUUCAAGCUCUUUGUCUCGUUCAAGAUAGACAAUUCAUCACUCAACAACAAACACAUCAGUAUAAUCCUUAUUAUAAUCUCAGCUCAACACUUCAAACCGUCACUGCCAACACAAAUCUUCAACUUCCCACUCAAAUAACAUCCUAUCCUCAAUUCACCAACAAUUUAUCCCUUCAUACAAAUCAAUUAUUUCCAAAUCCAAAUAUUUUCAAUCCACUAAAAGAAAAUAGUCAAUCAUCCGCUAUGGAAAUUUCGUUAAAAUAUCCAAAAACUAAAUCAAAUCCUUUUAUCACUCAAAGAAAUGAUUAUGAGAAAAAUGAAAAUCCAUCAUCCGAUUAUAGACAAUUUUGCGCCGAAGUACAAAAUAAAGCCAAUUCCUCCACUAAAACACAAGACUUAUCCGAUGAUUCAUCAACGAGUUUUGAUUUUACCAUAGAAGCUGAAAAAAUGGUAUCAGCACUCUGUAAUACAUCAUCAAAUGAUUUGGAUAAAAACACCAAAACUAAAACACACAAUGGAGCCGGUGAUGUUGCAUUCAACAAAAAUCUCACAAACACUCAAAUUGUCCAAUCAGAAUCAUCAGUUGCACUAAAAUCACACAACGAUGACAAUAACAAAAAAUAUCCCGAACUAAUAAGAAAAACCACAAUUUGGGGUUGCAAUCAAGCUGAAAAUAUUCUCAAUUCCGCCAAAUAUCAUCGAACAACAAAACUCGAAUGGCUAAUGAAUCUUUCAAUUGCAACAAGAACAGCAAUAACAAAAUCAUCAACUUGUUUUUCAAUAUUUGCCGGCGAUCGUAUCCUCAUUCAAGAUCUAAUAAAUUCCCUCUUGAGAAUCAGUAACGGUUGGUUAAUUCUCGAUAAUUAUCUCAAUAAACAAAAUUCAAUUAACAAUGAUAAAUACGAUGAAAAUUUAAUAAAAAAUUUCCAUCUCUGGGAAAGUGUUACCAAUGAAUUAUUACAAAAUAUUAUUAAAACAUUUCUUCAACUUGAGGAAAAAUCCGAACAACAAGAAAUUGAAACAUCCGGCACACCGGGAACAUUUCCCGGUGAUGUUUCAAUAUACACAAAAUGUGAUCUUUUAGAACCACCGGUAAAAUUUAAUCCAGCACCCGGAACAGCGAUAAUAUCACCAAUACAAAAUUUUCAAUAUCAAAAAAAAGGCACAAAACCCAAAAGUAAAUGGACAAUCACCGAAAGUCAUAGUAAAGAAAAUUUACAACAAUCAAAAAAUAAAUUCGAUAUAAAAAAGGAAACAUCACUAAACGACGAAUUUUUUAAUCUCAAAAAUAAAAUAUACUUUCAAGACAGUGGCAAUAAAUCAGAUGUUAAAAAUUUUGAAAAGAAAAUUUUUAAAUUACCCAAUAUGACACUUUUGAGUCAAAUUGAACCCAAUACAACAGCAACGAAAAAAGAGGAAAUGACCGCUAAUCUAUCGGCUUGGUUUGCAAGCAUGAGAAAUGAUUCCAAUGAAAGUGAGAUAAAUUUUUUAGAAACAGAAAUUAAUCGCGAUAAAAUUGAUUUGAGUCGACAAUUUAAUCAUCAACUUUUGUCACUUCAAAAUAUGCAAAGUAUUCAAAGUGCCCCAUGGAAUGCUGCAAAUUUAAUCAACAAUCAUUAUCAACAACAAACACACGACAAUGAUAGUUCUGAAGAUGUUCGUAUCUAUAUGAAACCAGGAAGUUACAAUGUUCCAAAAAAAAGACAUCAAAAACGAACACAACGAAAAAUAGAUAAUUCCCGUCAUAAAUCGUCGAAAAUUGAAACAAAUUUUUAUCGAAAAAUAAAUUCAUUCGAUGAAACAAAUAAUUCUCAGGAUAUCACAUGGAAGGCUGCUUGUGCAUCAGCCGAAGUAUUACUCGGUGCAUUAAAUAUAAAUUCCCAGCAGGAAAAAAAUUUCGAUAUACCAUUAAUUAAGGAACAAAUUUCAGAUAAUCGAGACGAAUUCAAUAACAAGGAUCACAUUUUCAGAAAUAAAAAAAUAUUUAACGAAAAUGAUAAAAAAAAAAAUGAAAUCCAAAAAAUAAAAGAUAAAUUCUCAAUUAAAACUGCCAGAAAUAAUGAGUCAAUGAUAAAUGAUAAUUUAAUACAAUAUCAAAAUGAAAUAAGUCAAAUUAUAAUAAAACAAAAUUCAAUAAUUAGAAAUCAGGAACAAAUUAAGAAACAAGAUUUAUAUAGAAAUCAAGAACAAAAUAAUCAGAGAAUAAAUAAAAAUUAUAUAAUCAGUGAACAGGAUCAAAUGAUGAAUAUUCAAUUUAUUGAACACGAUUCUCAAAUUACAAGAAAUCAUAAUAAUAAUAAUAAUUUAAUUGAAAAUCAAAAUAUUUCAAAAAAUCGUGAACAAUUUAAUUAUCAAAAUCAUCGAAGAAUGAGAAAUCAAGAACAAAUCAAUAAUGAUGAUCGAAUUGAGAAAAAAUGUAAUGAACUAUUAAGGGAACGAGAUCAACAAAUAAUUCGUAAUCAAAAUCGUCGAACAAAAUCAAAAAAAGAUGCAUCAAGUUACGAGGCUUCUGAAGAUGAUUCUGAACCAUCACCAAAAACAUCAUCACGCAGUCUUAAACGAUUAAAUGAAAUGAAAAUUGGUAAAACAAAUGUUAAAACAGAUUCAUGGUUAAUUCGUACUCUAAACAAUAUUAGUAAAGAAAAUAAUCUCGCAAGUUCUGAUUCACUAAAUAGUUCAAUACACGAAAAUGAUCAAAUAACAAAAUCAUCAAAAGUUAUUUUUCCAAAUUUUUCCAAAAUUCAUCAACUACCAAUUAAUGAACAUAAUCAUGGUAAGGCAACAUAUUCAGAAACUGUGCGUCGAUCAAAUCAAAAUAAAAAUGAAAUGACAAAAUUAACUGACGAUAUUUAUAUUCCAUUUUGUAAGGAGAAAAUAAAUAAAAAAGAUCAACAGAGAUUUUGUAAAAUUUCUGGAAAACGUUAUUUUAAUGAUACAAUUGAUAGUGAAAUUCAAAUUGAUGAUAAAAUAAAGGGUAAAUAUUUGAGGGAUGAGACAAAAAUAAUUAGUGGCAAAUCAACAUUGGGAAGAGGACGAAGAAAGGAUAAUAAUAAUUUGAUUAUUGAUGGAAAAUAUAAAUCCGAUAGAGGAUGGUCCGUUUGGUAUAGUUCAAAGAAAAAACAAAUAUUGAAUCCAUUGAGUGUGAAAAAAUUGGAAACAAUUCAUCAAACACUUUGGAAAAUGGAUGAAACGUGUCUUUUUAAAUAUCCAUCGUCCACUGGAAUUGGAGAGUCACAGCACAAAAUGAUUGACAAUUACUGUAAAAUUGUGAAAACUCCCAUGUUUCUUGAAACAAUUGGUCAAAAAUUGAAGAAUCGAGUUUAUCUCAAAGUCGAGCAUGCUGUUAGAGAUUUUCGCAAAAUUGUUUCCAAUUCUAAAAUCUAUCACAAGAAUAAUGGAGAAUAUUUGUCAAAAAUUGAUUCACUUUCAAAAAAAAUGGAACAACUAUUUGAGGAACAUUUUUCAAAUUUAGAUUUUGAAAAUGUAUCGAGUAACGGUGACACAUCGCCAGUUUGUCAACGUUUCAAAUUACAAAGUCAACGAAAUCGAUGUAAUUCCAGUAAAAAAUCAUUUACAUCAUCUGACAAGAUUAAUAUUGUUAACGAACACAAUUUAAAUUAACACGUGUUUAAAAUUUUCUUUCAUUAUUUUGAUGAGAAAAAAAAUAGUACAUAAAAAAAAAAUUUCUUCAAAAAUAAUGAAUUUGAAAAAAAAAAUUAAACUUAAUAUUAGAUUUGUAAAUUUUACUUUUUAGUUAUGAGAGCCAAUAAUAUAGAGUAUAAAAUAUAUGUCAUUCGUAUAUACAUAUAAAGAAUGUGGCAUAUUUUUAAGUGUUCUUGAAUUUAAAUUUUAAUAAACCGUUACAAUCAUGAAACACAUUUUCAUAAAAUAAUUUUUUCAUCGAUCAAUAUUUAUAUAUUAUUUCUUAAGAUUC
Messenger RNA from Leptopilina boulardi, 4448 nucleotides. RefSeq lists its product as uncharacterized. The transcript has 4 exons. NCBI's taxonomy places the organism in Eukaryota, Metazoa, Arthropoda, Insecta, Hymenoptera, Figitidae. The coding region runs from base 71 to 4135 and encodes 1354 amino acids. Gene Ontology annotation, molecular function: protein binding. The record is from RefSeq and is a predicted model, not a curated record.